CGAAAAGUCACUGCCAGUGUUUAUUUUAAAACAAGAGAAAAUAAAGCCUAAGCCCACUAUGUAAAAGCCCAUCGUAAUUUAAGGCCCAAUAAGUAACAAUAAAGAUCAUCUCCUCUAUCGAUGAGAAGCGAGUAAACCCUAGCAGCGGACACACACUUAAGUCCAUCGACAUCUGGAGAGUGAGAAGAGAGGAAUAGCCAAAGAUGACUUUCAAGCGAAGGAACGGUGGGAGGAACAAGCACAACAGAGGACACGUCAACCCAAUCAGAUGCUCCAACUGCGGCAAAUGCUGCCCUAAGGACAAGGCCAUUAAGAGGUUCAUUGUGAGGAACAUUGUGGAGCAGGCUGCUAUUAGAGAUGUUCAGGAAGCUAGCGUCUAUGAGGGAUACACAUUGCCGAAGCUAUAUGCAAAGACGCAAUACUGUGUCUCCUGUGCUAUCCACUCUCACGUCGUUAGAGUCCGUUCCCGCACCAACCGUAGGGUUCGUACUCCUCCUCCACGUUUCACCAGACGCAAGGAGGAUACUCCCAAGCCUGGACAGCCAGGACAGGCCCCUCGUCCAGCUGGGCCUGGAGCUGCAGCUGCACCGCGUGUCUGAAGCCUGCAAUCAGCUUAAAUUGUAGUUUCAUUUUUCAAGAUUUUUGUUUUUCUUAUGUUGGCUUCAGAUUUUGUUUCCUUGUGAAUCUCCUUAUGUUUUUUUUUUUUUUCAAAUAAAUGUCUCGACUUUGUUAUUAUUAUAUAUAAACCUCAUAGUUUUGCAAUUUGCUUAAGUUACAUGGUAAUGUCCUUCACAUACGAAAAUUUGAGAUUAUUUGUGAAAAAUAGUUUU
Molecule: messenger RNA, 830 nt
Organism: Arabidopsis thaliana (thale cress)
Lineage: Eukaryota; Viridiplantae; Streptophyta; Magnoliopsida; Brassicales; Brassicaceae
Product: Ribosomal protein S26e family protein
Exons: 5
Coding region: 204-599 (131 amino acids)
Biological process (GO): translation
Cellular component (GO): ribosome
Molecular function (GO): structural constituent of ribosome; mRNA binding
Source: RefSeq, marked reviewed